UUGGGUUCGAGCUGCGAAGAAGAGGCUCAUCAGCGGAGCUGUGCGGAGGAGGGAGGGGAUUUAAAGAGCGGCUGCGGGGAGGAGGCGGCGGGACAAGCGCGUUUCUGCCGACGGGAGCUCGGAGCAGCACUCGAAACUGAAACUGUUGCUGCAACUUCACGCGCGUCUUGAUGAAGCGGAUUAUUACUUGAGGACUUUUACAACACUUCUCACUAAACGGGCCGUUUGUUUGAGAAGCCUUAGUUCCUGGACGGGUCUUUAUUUACAAUUAAAUGUGAAAAACUGUUUUUUUUUUUAAAUAUAUAUUUUUAGUUUGAUUCCAUCCCCACCACUUCACACCCCGCUUGUUCUGCUACGUGACGGCCCCGCUUCUCCGCAUUACUGGACCUGGAGCAGAUGACUUGGCAGCUCCCGCUCCGCAGCCGUUCCCUUCUUUCCUGACUGCUUUGGGACUCGUGGAUUUGCUGGACCGUGCGCAGCGGGAGCCACCGGCGCGUCUCCGGACGCACGCAUCGCGAAAUGAAACUCGGUUUUGUCCUCGAGACUGCGGCUGCGCUUUACCUGCUCCUCUCACCUGCACAGAGUCUGCCCUUGUCAAACACGAACAGGACAAGUGGAGUGCUGACGUUCCAGGAGGUGUGGGGCCGCAGCUUCUGCCGGACCAUUGAGAAGCUGGUGGAGGUGGUGCAGGAAUACCCGGCGGAGGUGGAGCACAUCUACAGCCCGUCCUGCGUGCCGCUGGUGCGCUGCGCGGGCUGCUGCGGAGACGAGAACCUGGAGUGUCACCCCACGCGAACCUCGAACGUCACCAUGCAGCUGCUGAAAAUCAGACCAUCGGAACCAGGACAAGAAUAUGUUGAGAUGACGUUUGUGGAGCAUCAGACAUGUGAAUGUAGAGUCAAGAAGCCGAUAGUGAAGGUUGAAAGCAAAAGGCAAAGAGGACGAGGAAGGAAGAGAAAGGAGAAACAAAAGAUGAAAGAAUGUGUCAGAUCCCUCGCAGGUAACUGCGGCCACGCGUCCCCGGUGCAGUGCGGCUCGCGCUUCCUCCCCAGCAUCGACCAGGACUCUCCUCCAUGGACGCCGUGUGCUCAGACUCAGAGCGCUGGCUCGUUUCGCUGCCCGUGAGCAGGCGUUUGUGCAGACGAGGCUCAGCAGGUGUGUGGCGCCCGACGGAAGCUGCUGUUACAGUCCUCACGCUACGGACACGCCUGGGAGCCAGUGCAAUGCAGAACCAAACGGACUGAUAACGUCUACUUUAUAACUAUUAUUACUGUAUCAGUUAUAGUGAUGUGUCCUUUUCGUUGGUAUUUAAAAGUGUGUACUCUAAAAUUUAUAUUUAUUAUGAAAGGCGAAAUAUUUGGACCAGCAGCUUUUGAAGAAGUUGCGUUGGAUGAACGAUGCAGCAGUGAAGUGAUGUCUCCCUCUGGUGUUCACAGACGUGGCGUGAAUUACACUAGAUUAAAGUAUUUUUAUAACUGAAGCAUGCGCGUGUGAUUGGAUCCGAGGGUCACACUCAGUCACAGCUGAUUUCUCAUUUAUGAGUUCUACGAUCUCUUGUCCUGCAUGAACCCUCUCCACUGUUUCACCAGAUAUGAGAGCUGAGGUGUUUUACUCUCAGAUAUAAACAAAAAUAAUAUUUAUCUGACAUGUGUACAUACUGUAUAUAAAUAAUACCUUGGUGGAUAAAUUGAAGGCAUUGGCCACAGCCUAGUUUUUACUAAGUCACAUAGUCAGUCCUUGCUUCCAUCUGAAGAAAAGGACAGGUUCUAAUAAUGUGCAUCCAUCAAAUGAUCCAGCUGUUGUUAAGCAAACCUGCAAUAAGCCAAGUUUAAUUCAUUCAGUGUUCAGAGUGAUAUGAUGUAAUAUGAAUCCUAUUCUAUGUCUACCUGUGUAUUCCAGACCUGCAUGGGCUGUGAUAACAGGCAUCUUCCUCUGUGGUUUUCAAACAUUCCAGUAGGGAAGGACUCAUUGGAAGUGCUUGGUGUGCUGUCCUUUUGUACAUUCCCUCAGUCUUCAUCUUAGAGCGUUGGAUGAGUGCUUGGAUCUGUUGCCUCAUAAUAAGAGCGGUCAGGGUUUGUGUCCAUAAAUCAGCGGGGUGUCUUCCUGUGUGAGGGUCGCACGUUUUCCUCUUGGGCUUAGUUGAACUGGUGACUCCAAGCUGACUGUGUGAAUGGUUGUCUGUCUGUGUGCUGACCUCUUAUCCAGUGACAGCUGGAAGUGGCUCCAGAACAACCCCCCCCCCCCCCCCCACACACACACACGCACACACACAUCAUCCCAUAUCAGGAAACUUUAGCAUGAUGGAUGUAGCCUGCUACACGAAGACUGGUAUAAACUGUUAAAAGUAACAUUUCUACUGUGGAAGUAUUUAUUUUGCAAUUAAAUGCUUAUGGUUCUCAGCUAGUUUUGUGUCAUUUGUU
Molecule: messenger RNA, 2420 nt
Organism: Betta splendens (Siamese fighting fish)
Lineage: Eukaryota; Metazoa; Chordata; Actinopteri; Anabantiformes; Osphronemidae
Gene: pgfb
Product: placental growth factor b
Exons: 7
Coding region: 520-1125 (201 amino acids)
Biological process (GO): induction of positive chemotaxis; positive regulation of angiogenesis; positive regulation of endothelial cell proliferation
Cellular component (GO): membrane
Molecular function (GO): chemoattractant activity; growth factor activity; vascular endothelial growth factor receptor binding
Source: RefSeq, a predicted model, not a curated record